Messenger RNA from Tripterygium wilfordii, 1614 nucleotides. Its product is annotated as protein FATTY ACID EXPORT 3, chloroplastic-like. The record is from RefSeq and is a predicted model, not a curated record. The coding region runs from base 146 to 1159 and encodes 337 amino acids. The transcript is spliced from 7 exons. Gene Ontology annotation, cellular component: membrane. Lineage: Eukaryota; Viridiplantae; Streptophyta; Magnoliopsida; Celastrales; Celastraceae.
GACGCAUUAUAAGGUUCCCUCUUCCCGAGCAAAACGAGACUUUGGCCUCCUGCGCACUCUAGCAGAAUCCUAGCUCAGCUGCCUUGUUCUUCCCGACACCAGAAUUUCCUCUCUCUCCCCGUUAUCUGUCACUACGAAGGGCGAAAUGAGCGCGGCAUUAGCUUUGUUAUCCAUCAAAAACCCUAACCCUAGCUUAUCUGGUUUGUUUCCCAUGAAUAGAGUUCUCACUAAUUUUACUCCUAUUGCUUCGUGUACAUCAUCGAGUAUAAGACUGGACUCUAUGUUAAGACUUCGCUGUUGCAGAGUUUCUGAUGUGGCUCGAUGUGUUGCUGCUCCCAUGGGAAUUGGCGGUGGUUUCGUUUCUCUGGACCGAAGGAAGUCGGGCAAUCGAAUUGUUGUGGCUUCCGCAGCUUCUCAUGAGGAAUCGCAUUCAGAAAUUGAAGUGGAAAAGAAGGAUGAUAAUGCAAAAAUUAAAGUUGAGGGAUCAGAAAAAGCAUGGAAACAGACUCUAGAAUCCUUCAAAGAACAAGCUUUAAAGAUGCAAAGUGUGUCCGAAGAAGCUUAUGAGAUAUACUCUAAGAAAGCAAUAGUCAUUUUAAAAGAAACUUCAGAGCAGCUGAAAGUUCAAGCAGACAAGACAAGACAUGAUUUGAGUGUACUAGCUAGUGAAAUCACUGAAGAUGGUAAAGAAUAUUUGUCAACAGCUGCGGAGAAUUCUCCUGAACCAGUGAAGGAUGUUGUUGAAACAUUUACUUCCUCAGCUGAUGAUUUGAAUGAUGUUUCUAAGCUCCAGGACUUUCAUCUUGGAAUACCAUAUGGUUUGCUUCUCUCUGUUGGUGGAUUUCUUUCCUUCAUGCUCACAGGCAGCAUUUCUGCCAUUAGAUUUGGUGUUAUUCUCGGUGGUGCUCUCUUGGCCUUAAGUGUACAGAGAUUAAGAUCAUAUAAGAGAGGGGAACCUAAUGAUCUAGCUCUGAAAGGGCAGGCAGCAAUAGCAGCUGUAAUAUUCCUGAGGGAGAUUAGCUUCCUAUAUCAGAGACCAUCAUUUCUUACUUGCUUUCCUGUGUUUGUCAGUGGUGUUGUGGUGGCAUUUUAUGUAUAUAAAAUAUUGAAUCCCAAGCAAAGCAAAGAAUCAGACUUGCAACAUGGUUCAGAGAAUUAAGUCAGUCUAAGGUGAAAUUUGCAGGGCCCAUUCACUACGUGUUUACUGUUUAGGGGACCGGGUUGACUUGACCGGUAAACCUUGGAAGGGCAUAAAUCAUUCAGAAGCAAAGACUGCUUGAUGCUCUGUUCUAGUAUGGUGUUUACAGAAUCAGGCGUGUUACAACAACUCCAGUCGUCUGGCGUGCUACUUUGUGUUGUCGUGGAGGGAGUAUAAUCUGGUGAAUUAUGGUUAUCAUGAAUUUCUUUUAAUUAUUGAUUGGUCUGGGUUUUGAAGAGGAGUUGUACAUAUGGGAAAUUUGGUUUCUCAUGAAUUAUUUGCUUGUGACUGAUUAUGCAUGACGGUUGACGGAUGCCCUGCGAAGCCAUACUCCAUGGCUGUUGGCUCAUCUCUUUUGAACUUUUGUCACUAUGAAUCUAUGAUGCCACGCCCAAAAUUUACAAGCUUUCCGACUA